AAAUUACAAUCCUCUAAAACAAAGUUGGCAACACUGAUGAGUAGCUUUGUUGCCUUUUUCAAAGCUUAUGUGAUAUUGUUAUUUGUUUGCGUUGAGUUACUAAAAAAAAACAAAUUAAUUAAAUUGUUGCAUGUUGUGGUACAAGAAAUAACAGUUAUUUACAAUGAACAAUUCUGCAGCCAAAGUGGGCGAAAUAUUUAGGGAAGCAGGAACGGCUUUUAACAAGCUUUCGGAGAUGACAAUGUUACUGCAUCCUAUGGGGGACUCUCAACCAGGUGGAAAAUGGACAGAAGAGGAAAUUGAAAUGCUUCGAGCCUGUGUGCAUCGAUUUGCUGUUGACUUAAAUAAGCUGAGUCAGCAUAUUAAAAACCGAACUGUAACUCAAAUCCGUACUACACUAAAGAAGAAAGCAUUUGAAGAUGCAGGUAUACCUGUGCGGCAGGUAAGCAGUACAAUCACAAGCAUUGGCCAGCUCCCACCUCGGGUAGCUUCGCCAUUAAGCGUGAUGACUCCGCAGUCAGUGAUAGGAAAGAACGCCGAGGUCACGUUGAAUAUGCUUAAUGCGUCGGAGAACGAAGUAGACGUGGAGGGUCUCACCAAUGACGUCAAGUUGGAGUUCGAGGCCGGCAGUGAAGAGGUGGCCACCUGAAAUUUGUUUAGUUUCACUUAUUUAUAAGAACAAUGAGGUACAAAGGCAAGUGACGUCAGACAUUUCGAAACCACUCCCACAUAAACCCUAAAAUUUGUGAAGUACCUAGAAUGCUUUAGUUGAUCAUUUGAUUUCAUUACGAAUGUUGUUACGUCACCUUAGUUACUAGAUAAAUUUUAUGUUAGACAACAUAUUUAUAUUUAAAAUUAGGACAUUAAUUUAAAAAUGUAAAACGUAGAGCCGCUGAGGUUCGACUCCGGCGUGAACGUGUUUGCUGAAAAUAGUGGAAUUAUUGUCUCGCAAAAUCGAAUUGAAAUAGACUCGUUUAGAAAACAUAUUGUGCAAAUGAAGGAGAGCGCCUCUAAUAAAAUCUGUGCAAAUAUAGCUGUGACGAUUUGUGCAUGCAAUCAAAUCUCACAACACUCGGAUUGUAGAAUAUACACGUUUUUAAAGGUGCCGGUUUUAGGAGCGACCUUGGAGACUUAUUAACAAAUUAGCCACUAUGCAGGAUGCUCUGUGGUAAAACAAACUAUUUUCGCUCCACUAAACUUUGUUCAUAACUACUAAAUUCCCCGUUUAGCAGAGGUUUUAAUUUUUUUUGAUAUCAAUAGAAAUCAAUUAUGGAUUAUUUAUUUAUUUUAAACGUAGUUAGAUAACUGAAUUAUAUGUAAUGAAGGUAACUAGGGAUGUUUCGGGAUAAACCUCGUUUUUCAAAAUAGUUUAAGUACAUUUUUCCACACAUACAUAACAAUAAUUAGUCUCGUCGUAUUUUAUCUCGUUAUUGGAAAUGUUUUGGAUACGAAGACGCACUUCAUGUACAGAGACUUUGUUAGGCUGAUGGUAGGAUACAAACUUUUUUAAGUCUAAAAUUGUGAUGAUGAGAUUAAGAUAAAAAUAUUGCAAUAAAAAAGAAACAAUUUAUCGAGAGAGUUCCAUAUUUAUCGUAGUCUUAAAACGUUCCUCCUAUGUUACCGUACAUAAAUAUCAUUUCAAUUUGUAGUCUAAUACUUGGGCCUGCCUCAAACAAACAGUCGAUAACUUAUUGAUAUAAGAUUAAACUUAGACCAUCUAAAAAGGACGCGCAUAGUGCGUAUCAACAUUAAUGAAAAAAUCCCACUUUCAGUGUCCCUAUUACAUUGAAAGUACAACACGCAUAGUCAGAUUAGUUUUGUGACGAUAUGUAUGCGCAUAUAAAUAAAUCUCCAACACUUAUCAGUUUUACGCACUGAAUCAAUCUAUAAAUUAUGUGUAGUUCGAUUACCGAAAGAUUGCGCGUACAACACAUUAUCAAGCUGUGAGCUUGUAGUUUCUAUGUACAGAACAAUAACUAAAGCCAUAAAAGCCAUGUUAAAAUAACUUAUUAAUAUAAAAUUGUUACUUUAUUACCUUAUGGGUUAGAUAAAGUAACAAUGAGAUGCAUUCUAAAUUGAUAUAUUCGAAAUUUUCAAGGUUGUCCCCAGUUUUCACGUGACUUUUUUGUGCUAAUAAUAUGACAGUGUCGAUUUAAAAAUAUCGAUAAAUAAAAAACGAUGUUUAAUACAUAGACUGUACCUUAUUAAAUUAAGACUUACAUAAUUGGUUUAUGACAAAACAGAAGUGUAAGACAAUUUUAAUAAUAAAACAUUUUUAUUAGCUUUAAGACUAACAGUCUUACUUAUAAAAAUUUCGCCGAGCUAUGCUUAGAAAAACAGAAAAUUACUCGCCCAGCUAUAAGUCAAAACCCGCCAUCUUCCCUCUUAAUAAGGUUUAAACUAGAAACCGGUCAUGCCUGACAGCUUUUUAGGCAAUUCUUAACUACUGAACACUAAAACAAGUAAGAAGUAAUUAAGUAAGACUGUAUAUCUAAAAGAUAACAUUGAUGAAGUCCCGUAAGUCAUUUCCAGAUAAAAAUAAUGUAGGUUUUAGAUUGUGAUUGGUCAAAAAAUAACCUUUCGAAAUGAAAAUCUCUGAAACAAUUUUUAAUAUGAUUAUUUUUUGCGGUAUCUUGUUUAUAUGUUGUCUAAAAGGUUAAAAGUUUAUCAUUUUUCAUGUUUUAUUUUACAUAAAUGUUGUUAUCAUUCACUCCAUCCACUUCGCUCACCAUAUGCAACACAACUACGUUUACAAAAUUGUCUCAGGAAUUAAUUAUUUAACAUUUUAGUUUAACUUAAAAAAAUAUAUUUCAUGACGAGACAAAACAAAAAUACUAUAUUGUAUAUUCUGCAUAUUAAUCGGCAUCAGCCACGAUACAAUUUUAGGGUUCCGUAUUUCAAAAGGAAUCCUUAUAGGAUACUCCGCUGUCCGUCUGUCUCUUGGUCAAUAUACUUUAUCUCAGGAACGCGUUGAGCUAUCAAGUUGAAAUUUAUCUCAAUUACUCAGGUCUACGAUCUCUUGUAGCAGUGAAACUUAUAAGUCAACAAGAAAAAAAAUUAUGCAGGUUUAUGUCGCAUAUUUUCGGUUUUACAAUGAAAUCAAACUCAACAUACUAAACCUAAACUUACGGCACGUCCCGUUGACCGAGAAUUAUGAUAUUUGGCAAGAAGAAAUGUCUUACAGCACAUAUGUGUAAAGGGAAAAUCUGGAAACUAUAAUAUAUAUCAACUUUAAUAACAAAUUCUAGGCUAGCUAGAUUCUACGGAACCUUCGGUGUGAGAGUCCAUUUGCAAUAGUGGCAAUUUACAAUUCAAGCAAUAUAGUCAUUCCUUUGUUUUAUCAAACUACAGUAGAUGAGGUGUUUGUUGUAUACUAAAAAGAAAAAAUGGUAGGCAAAGAAAAUUGUAUUCUUGCCACCUUCAUGUUCUUUGCAUUAAACGAGUUGAAUGAAAUCAUUAAUUGUCAAUACUAUCAUUUCUAUAAUAUAAAAAUGAAUCGCUGAAUGUCUUGCUAAGCGCAAAUCUCUAGAGCAGCUGAACCGAUUUCGCUAAUUCUUCUUUUAUAAUAUUCCUUAAAGUACGAGGAUGAUUCUUAAGGAGAGAAAAUUUUUAAAAAUUCCCUGAAAAAGUCUAAAAACAACACUUUUCUAUAUUCCCAUACGAAAUAUUCGUAAUAAUACUUAAAAGUCAAUUUGAACUUUAAUACCAUACCAUAAAGUUUAAGUGUUAGUGGAGGGGUUCCGGGAAGGCAAAACAAUUGAAUGACGUUAAAAUCGUAGAAAUAUGAUCGUAUUCAUCGUAUCAAUAUUUAUACGAUGCCAAGAAUUUGAAGUCUUUUAUAUACAUAAUUUUUAUUUAUUGACAUAUUGUAAUUGUUGCCUUUACAACUUUCUUUUUUCUUUUUUUAUCUUACUAGCUGACCCGGAGACCCGAAUAGCAGAAUAAGUAUUAAAAAAAAUCGACUGCUAGGUGGUACGAAGUUCGCCUGGUCAGCUAGUUUUCAAUAAAUACAAUGUUUUUUUAACUUCAAAGUAGAUUAACGAUUUUAUGUUGUGGUCCGCGGCACCAUACCUAAUACAUCUUUGUAGUCGAUACGUACAACGUUCAGUACAGCUGAUGUGAUAUAGGUCAAAAGUAUUCUUCCAAGUAAAACAAUGCUCUUUUUUGCAUUCGGUGAGCGACAUAUUGUAUAAUUAUUUUGAUAUUUUAUGUUUUUCACAAGUAGUUAUAUUUCAAUAUAGAAUAUAGUAUAACUAUAUAUAAAUUUUAAUAGUCAAUAUAGUUGGUAAAAAUUCGACGUAUUGUGUCUAAACUAGCAUAAAUAGAAUCGUAGUAUGAAAUAAUAAGCUUAAUGACCAUGAUUCAGAAUAUCAUUAAAAUAAUGAUAUCAAUUAGAAUCGGUUCACGGCUAUAUUUUUUUCUUAUUGCAUUUCUCUAGGAUUCAAAUUGUCUACAUACUAAACAUAAGAACCGUUUCAUCUAUUGAUAUUAUUUUACUGUUCCAAUUAGAAUAGAGAUACUACAUUAAGAAUUCUGUUUCGUCAUUAUUCACUUCCAUUAUAUAGGAAUAAAACACUUUUUGCACACACAGUAUGGAACACAGUAUCUUAUAACAUUUUUAAUGGUAAUUUAGAAUAGAUUUGAAUACAAUUUUGUAACUGCCAUUUGAAUAUGUAAAUACCAUUUCGUAAAACUCUUCCUAAUGAAGGCCUAUUGCUUGAUAUUUUAUUUGUCGUUAUCCAUUUAAACACAUUGUGGAAUAGUUAAGUUUCUCCAAUCGAUUUUACACCUAAUACGAUGACUGCGGCCCAUACACAUGUUGUGCGUUUAAGCGUGCAAAGCGAGUACGCCAGCCGUGUUAUAAAAAAACAUUUACCUGUGGGUGUGGCAACACUCAUAGCGUGUUAAAAUGAGCGCUACGGUAGCGUGGCAAAACACGUUCGCUUUGUUUAUCUACUCGUGUGGUGUUGGUUUUUUCGGAACCGCUGCAGUUUUACAAGCACUCAUGCUUGUUAAAUGCUGAGCCCCAAUAGAGAAAGGGAGGAAGGAAUGUAAAAUUUAACCAAAAAUUCGUGACAUUUUUGAGGUAGAGUUUCCAACGUAUAUUAGUAUGAGUUUCUAAUAUACGUUUGUAAAUCUUAUAAUCCGUUUAACUCAUGAGUAGGGCUGCCAUCCGUCCGGAAUUCCCCGGAUAUGUCUUACUUUUAUAAAGUGUCCGGAUAUAACGGACAUUUUUGUUGUCAGGGGAUAUCCAUUUUUAUUUUAUAGAUAAGCGAUAAAUUCAAAUAAAUCUUAGUAAAAAAAUCAUUCAUAAUAACCCGUAUGUAUAGAUGAUUCAAAAUUAAAAUGAUGUUUUUAUUUUUGUUGCAAAACAAUAUUUUUUCAUAGGUGUCCAGGGAAAAUCUUAUAUUAUAAUAAUAUAAUUAUUUUAUAUAUUUCGCCCAAAUGUUCGGGAUUUUGUGAUGACAGACCUACUCAUGAGGUGUGCGGAGUAUUCGUGGCAUGCGAAUUGUAUAAAACUUACAUGUGAAUUUCCUCAGUAACAGGCAGUAAUCGAUUGAUUGAUGAUUGAUACAUGAUAUAUUACAUUCAGUAAAGGUAAACAAAAAAAAUAUAGAUAUUAAGACAAAUUAUUGUUACAAUUUGUAGUGCAGAUCUUUUGUUUAUAAAGCACUGACUUUAUAAACAAAAGAUCUGGACUACAUCGCUACUGAUAGAAAACAGUUAUAUAAACACAUUUAAAAUAUAUUUAGUAAAUUAUAACUUUGUAAUCACUUGCAGCCUUAUUUAGAAACAUUUUUACGCGAGAGUUUGGAUUAUUCAUUGUUUGAGUAAUCAAUUAGUUAGUUUGAGAGAACGUUAGUUCUCCAUGUAAAUAUAUAAUCUAGAGAUAUAUAAAGAUUAAUAAACGAGAUGUUUAACGCUUUGUGUAGUCCGUAGUGUGCCAAAUAUACCGCUCAUAUGAUAUUGUGUAAAUGAUAUCUGAACUAACUUACUGAAUACCUUUGCACGGCCUGCUUCCUGAUGAGAUUUAGACUUUCUCUUCUCAAGUUAAUCGACCGGUAUCAGCAAGGUCAUGAUCACGAUGUGAAACCUUAGAAUCCAACCACAAGAUUCCAUUCCCAUUACACGUAAGCGUUAAAUCAUCUCUACCGGUGACUAUUGAAAUAUUGGAACAUUUUUCUGCAGCAAUUUGUAUGUUGUUCGAUAUUAUGAUCUGUCUAAUAAUAUUAUUUGCCUAAGACUAUUAAAUAUCAGAAGAAAUAGCAUAGAAUUUGCUAGGUUUGUAAUUGGUACGCUAUAGUAAAUUUAAAAUGUACUUGAAUAUUAGUGCCUUUACAGUAUAGUUCCGUAGCUUUGGCGAAGCUCGCAAGGGUGCAGUCGGAAGCGAAUCAAACCAUUAAAAAUUUAUGGCAAUUGUUUUAUUGGGACAAAUUCGGCGCGCAAAUGCGUUGAUCAGCCCAAGUCAAUGAACGGCCCAAUUGGUGGCAUCGGUGCAAUCUCAAGAAUAGAUAAUAAAAGAGACUUAUUCUGAGCGAUCCAUUUGUGCAUUCGAACCAAUUCACGCGAGAUAUGAAAAUUUCAGAGUUGCAAACCUUUAUAAUUUAUAAAAGCACCCAUGACGUGAUUGUGACACGGUGGCGGUCUUAAUGAAAGAACGCCGUAUCGAUAAAAGAAUUUGCUGUAUUUUUUUCACUGGCAGCAUGAAAAUAUUUUUGUAUUUUAAAAUAUUGUUAUUACGUAUUGCAUUCUAUUUUGUCUAUGGACCGGUGUGCAACUUGGCGCCAUAGGCAACAAAUGAACAUCCUGCUGUCCGACUCCUGCGCGCCGCCUGGCUUCGUCAUUGCCGCGAUAUUAUAUUAUACCUGACAUGCCUUGCAAAGGAAUUAUAUAAAACGCACAAACCUCAAGCAAUAAGAUAUCAAAGAGUUAUUUGUAACUAAGUAGUAAUAACUAUUGGACCGUGGCACUGCGACUGGCCGUUAAUUCAAUACAUAGAACUUGAUGUUAAAUAUAUUGCAGAUUAUUUUUGUAUUACUUAGCGUUUCAAUUAUUGUAAUUAAAUGUUAAUGUCAUAGUAUCAUGCUAUAAUAACAUGUUUAAAUCUAAGAUCGUUUGCGGACCCGGUAUAUUUGUGGCAAAAUUCGUCUGAUAAUAAUUUGAAAAUCUAGACGAACCAAUGUUGCAUUGGUAAUGCACGUUAUAUGGCAUCUACCAUGCUUGCAAAGAAUACAGUAAGUAAGACCGUCUCACACAAACUUCAAAAUUUUAUUGUUAUGCGCCACAAAUAAUCCUGAUCUGUAACCGCUAAUUUCAUUACUGAAUUUUGAAAUAUACAUAUAAUUAAUAAAUACCUUAACAUAUUGUGGGUCUAUCACUAAAAUAUUUCAUAAUUUCACAUUCUAUAGUCAUGAUUAACAUCAAAGACUUAUUACUGACUACUUAUUACAAUAUUAUAUAAAAUAAUAUCUGGGAUAGGUUUGAUAAUGUAUGUAUAAUUUUAGUUUUUACAUAUUCAUCUAUUUGUCAAAUAAAUUUAGUUGCAAUUAA
Manduca sexta (tobacco hornworm) is the source of this 7551-nucleotide messenger RNA. Its product is annotated as chromatin complexes subunit BAP18. The record is from RefSeq and is a predicted model, not a curated record. Gene Ontology annotation, cellular component: NURF complex; MLL1 complex. The coding region runs from base 164 to 649 and encodes 161 amino acids. The transcript is spliced from 5 exons. Lineage: Eukaryota; Metazoa; Arthropoda; Insecta; Lepidoptera; Sphingidae.